Molecule: messenger RNA, 3588 nt
Organism: Myotis davidii
Lineage: Eukaryota; Metazoa; Chordata; Mammalia; Chiroptera; Vespertilionidae
Gene: B3GAT1
Product: beta-1,3-glucuronyltransferase 1
Exons: 5
Coding region: 1562-2191 (209 amino acids)
Biological process (GO): chondroitin sulfate proteoglycan biosynthetic process; carbohydrate metabolic process
Cellular component (GO): Golgi membrane
Molecular function (GO): galactosylgalactosylxylosylprotein 3-beta-glucuronosyltransferase activity
Source: RefSeq, a predicted model, not a curated record
CAUAAACUCACCCCUGCGGGCCAGCUGGCUUUCUCUGAGACUGGGGCUCCGGCUGUUCUGCUGAAUAACCACCUGGUAAUUAGCUCCACGAUUUUGCUACGAUGCUUAUAAUCGCCGCCAUUAAAGUUAUGGGAUUUUCAGGCCGUAAUGGCUUCCAGAGUAAUUAAUGCACAACUGGGUUUAUUGCUACGUUUAUUUUUAGAGUUUCCCUCCCUCAUCCCCCCUCCCUUUCCUUGCAUAGAUGUCUUGACCAGAACAGCCCCCUGCAUCCUUGCCUCCCCCCGUCUCCCUCCCCGCUUCUGGAAGGUUCUGGGACAGCAGCAGGGGUGGCUUUCCUAGGGGAGGGUGGCUCUAUGCCAGGGCUCACCCCCGUCUACGCCUGAUCAGGUUUGGGGGCUCGGGGGCCUGGAUGCUGCCUCCCCCAUGCCCCUGGUUGCAGGAGACCGAAGGGCCUGGGUUUACGUCUGCAUGUCCUGGCGUUGGCCUUGGGCAAGUCACUGUUGCAUUUCCCACGUGAAAUAGCGGUAAGGACACGGCGCGGAGCAGCCGGGGUUGUUGUGAUGCUGAACAGGAACUGCCCAGCGUCACCUUCGGACACCAUAGGUGUCAUCUCACAGCUGUCGUUACUAACAACAGCCCAGCAGACGAGCGGGAGGUUGAGCGAGUGCCAGAGGUAGAGGCGUGGAAUGUGGAGGCUGCCCAGAGGAAGCGUGCGGGCGGCGAUGUGUGUGCCACAGGAGCUGGGCGUGCACGCCGAAUUCGCCGAAUCGCACACAGCUCGCCUUGCCUGGCUUUCUCCACCCAGAACUUAGGGCCCUCCCCAAGAUAAAGGGCAUUUGAAAAAGCUCCAUUGGAGUCACGGAGGACCCAGAGGCAAUCUCCCAGCCAGGCCUUUUAGAUGCUCCCCUGUCCAUCAAAUGGCCUGAGCUCAGCCAGCCAAAUGGAGACCUUGAUCAGCCCAUUUGCAGCCCCUUCCGUGGUCUUGGAGUUGGGGACUGGGCUAGGGGUGUGGCAUAAGGUCACUGCUUCAUUUACACCCCAGGGCUGCCCCCUUUAUCCAGGCUCUGAAGAAACCAUCCGGCCCAAACAUGUGGCCAGCACCGUCGCAGAUUCAGUAUGUACACGCCAGGCGCCGUCCUCAGGGCUCUAGGGGUGCUGACUUGUUUAAUUCUCAGAACCACCUUGUGAAGUACAUGCUGAUGGUACCCAUUUCACAGAUGAGAAAACUGUGGCACGGACUGUUUCCGUGACUUGGCAAAGGAACAACAGCUUGUUGGUGGCAGAGUUCAGUGUUUAAACCAAUGCAGGUGUGUCUGAAGUCUGUGCCCUUAACCUCUGCUCCCUGCUGAGCAGCCCGGAGAAGGCAGUCCGGGCUCCACAUGACAAGCCAGGGCCAGGCCUGGCCCUCCUGGAUGCCGUCCCCCCACCCUCCCCAGGUCUCUGGCCAUCCUCUUCUGCUCUCUCUUGCAGGUAUGCACUUGGCAGGGUUCCUGACUGUGCCCUGAGCCACCACCCCUUCUGAAACUCUGGCCGAGCUGGACUCUGCAAACCUGCUUUCGCAAUGGGUAAUGAGGAGCUGUGGGCCCAGCCAGCCUUGGAGAUGCCGAAGAGACGGGACAUCCUUGCCAUCAUCCUCAUCGUGCUGCCCUGGACGCUGCUCGUCACCGUGUGGCACCAGAGCACCAUCGCGCCCCUGCUCACCGCGCACAAGGGUGAGUCCCCUCGCCCUGGCCUGGUGUCAGUAAUCCCGCGGGGACGGGCAUCGCUCCCGGUGGCACCCAGGGGCCUGACUCUGCGUCCCCUGCAGAUGCGCAGCACGCGGAGGGUGUCCGUGUGGCCCGUGGCCUUCGUCGGGGGCCUGCGGUACGAGGCCCCGCGGGUCAACGCGGCCGGGAAGGUGGUCGGCUGGAAGACGGUGUUCGACCCCCACCGGCCUUUUGCCAUAGACAUGGCCGGGUUCGCCGUCAACCUGCGGCUCAUCCUGCAGCGCAGCCAGGCCUACUUCAAGCUGCGCGGCGUGAAGGGCGGCUACCAGGAGAGCAGCCUCCUCCGGGAGCUGGUCACCCUCAGCGACCUGGAGCCCAAGGCCGCCAACUGCACCAAGAUCCUGGUCUGGCACACGCGGACGGAGAAGCCCGUGCUGGUGAACGAGGGCAAAAAGGGCUUUACGGACCCCACGGUGGAGAUCUGAGCCCCGGGACGCAGGAGCCUCUUCUCACACCCUGAUCCUGCCUUCCAUCCUCUCCCCGUGGCUGACGGUCCUCCAAGGCAAACUCCGAACGAAUGGCCACCAGCCUCCUUUCUAUCCUGGGGCGUCAGAGAGCCCAGCCUGAGGCCAGGACCAAGGACGGAGAGCCUAAAGCACAGAAACCCCAGACGUGUCGUUCCCUUCCACCCAGCGCGGCAGGGCCCCGCUGCCAGCCCGGCCCCCGCCCUCCUCCCCGGAGGUUCUUACACCCCAGGCUCAAGUGAUGCCAGACAGCGGGGCGUCGGAAAAGACUCGGCGGUCACGUGGAGGUGGCCCUCCUGGCUCCCUGCUCCUGGGUCCAGCAUAGCCACACAGGCCAGCCGGGCAGAGGAUUCUGAACACCAUCCAGCAGGCCCUGCCCGGGCACCAGGAGCACCCGCCCCUCCUCGGAGAGUUGCUCCCAAGUACACGUGUCUCUGUGGCUGUUCUCUAGUCCCUGUCUCCAGAGCAUAAGUCCGUCUUUGAUCCCAGCAGCGGUCAGCCCUGCAGGAGGGAGCAGGCCUAGCCCCCAGGCUCCCCCGUGCCCCGGGCUGUGGUGGGAAAGGAGCUCCUUCCUCCCCACCCGCCCCCCAGGCCCCUCAACCCUGCAGCACAGAGAAGCAGAUGGGCCUCAAGCCAGCACAGGCCACGGGUUGGCCUGGACCACGACCACAUGGGCCCGUCCCCCACGCUGCCACCCCCACGCCCACUGGGCGCCAGGGACCUUUGCCUGGGCCAGGACGGGGAGGGCAGGAGCCCUCUUCCUGAAGCCUUGAGAGCCACAGACCUCAGGGGCAGAGAGGUGGGGGCAAUUCCAAGCCUCCUUCCUGCCCCUGGUUUGGGGGCAGGAGGGGGACUGUGUUAGCAGAGAUAUUUCUGGGAAGGGACCGAGAUCAUUUGGACACAGAGGGGAAAGGAUACUCGAGCACACACGACGUUGGAAAUCAUUCUAUUUUAAACACAACGUGGGAAAGAAAAAUCUCCCUUCUCCCCAGGUGGGGAGCCUGCAGAGCGAGCCGCCCGAGAACGGUGCAUGCGCUGGCAGCUCCCCCCGCCAGGGGGCGUGUGUCCGGCUCUCCCGCCGCCGGACGGGCCCCUAGCUUUCUGGCCAGGGACAGCGCCCUCUGGCGGCGACCCCACUCCUCCUGCUCCUGAAAGUCGGAAGCACAAUUUUCCUCCCGCGCGGAGGGAAAAGGAAAGGCUUGAGCCUACGGAAGGGGUGUUUAUUUUUUAACCGCUAACACUUCAUUUAAACUCACAGGACCGGUCUGAGGACCACAGAGAACCCACUCUUGGAGGAGGGGGUCAUGGGGGGAGGGGAGGGAAUUGGACUUAGUCCAGCAACCUAAACAUUCAAAAAA